AAAUUAAUGCAGCUAGCUCAUCAAAUACAAUGUAAAGCAGAUCAGAGGUAUCAGCGAGAUUAAUUAUUACUUGAGAGAAAGCUAAAAUCUCUAUUGGAAUAUUUUUUACAAUUGGUAGUUAAUAAAAACAUGAGCUGGGUGAAGUUUUUUGUGGCAUUCCUUAUUUCAAUCAUGAUACCUCUUAGGGUGGUGUCGUUAGAUUCAUCAUCAGAAAACGUACUUAAUGAUGUAAUGAUAAGUGGUCAUGAAUAUCAAACUAGAUGGGCAGUGCUCAUUGCUGGCUCUGCAUAUUAUUUGAAUUAUAGGCAUCAGGCUGACGUGUGCCAUGCAUAUCAAAUACUGAAGAAAGGUGGAUUAAAAGAUGAAAACAUUAUUGUUUUCAUGUAUGAUGACAUUGCAUUUAACCCAAACAACCCUAGGCCUGGGGUUAUUAUCAACAAGCCAUAUGGUCCUAACGUUUAUCCAGGAGUUCCCAAGGAUUAUACAGGAAAACAUGUUACAUCUGAAAAUCUUUAUGCUGUGAUUCUUGGUAAUAAAAGUGCUGUGACUGGAGGCAGUGGUAAGGUCCUUGACAGUGGUCCAAAUGACCAUAUUUUCAUUUACUAUGCCGAUCAUGGAGCUCCUGGAAUGCUCGGUAUGCCAGGUGAACUAGAUGUCGUUUAUGCAAAUGAUCUUGUACAUGUACUGAAAAAGAAGCAUGAGAAUAAAGCCUACAGAAAAAUGGUAAUUUACAUUGAAGCGUGUGAGUCUGGGAGCAUUUUUGAUGGACUUCUCCCUAAGAAUAUAAAUAUAUAUGCAACAACAGCAUCAAAUCCAAGAGAGAGCAGUUAUGCUACGUAUUGCCCCGAUGAUGAUUUCAGUUCUCCACUUUCUGAAUAUGACACCUGCUUAGGGGACUUGUACAGUAUUUCUUGGUUGGAACAUUGCGACAAAGCCAAUUUGCGUGAAGAAACUUUGCAACAUCAAUAUAAAGUGGUUAGAAGAAGAACAAUUAAUAGCAAUUUUGGAGAGGGUAGUUCUCAUGUGAUGGAAUAUGGAAAUAUGCAUCAAAGGAAUGAUGUAAUUGAGUGUUACAUGGGCUCAAAUCCUAUAAACGACAACUUCACUUAUGACAUUAAUCAUGUCGUUCCUCCUUCUCCUCGUUCUCAGUACACUACCACUACUCUCUCUUCAACAACUCAUCAUCCUCUCAUCAACGCUCAUCAUGACCAACGUGAUACUAUUAUCCAUCAUUUUUCGCACAAGUUGCGUAAGGCUCCAAGUGGAUCUCGUGAAAAGAGGGAAUUACAAAAGCAACUUGAUGAAGAAAUUAAUGGAAGGAAAGUGACAGAUUAUAGAAUAUAUGAGAUUGGAAAGCUUUUGUUUGGGUCACAAAAGAAUAGCUCAUUAAUUUUGAACCAUGUUCGAUCACCAGGCCAACCUCUUGUGGACGAUUGGGACUGCCUUAAGUUGCACGUGAAAACGUACGAGAAGCAUUGUGGAAGAUUGACCAUUUACGGAAGGAAAUACACACGAGCUUUUGCUAACAUGUGUAACGCUGGGAUUAGUACGGACCAGUUUGUUGCAGCUUUGAUCCCAACUUGCUCCACUAAAAUUUAAUUUUACUUCUUAAAAUAUGCAUGUUUGAUGUAUAAUCUAUAAACUCAUGAUAUACCAUAUCAUUAUAUAUAUAGAAUAAAAACCACGAAUAUCAUAUUAUCUA
Messenger RNA from Cannabis sativa, 1702 nucleotides. RefSeq names its product vacuolar-processing enzyme alpha-isozyme. The record is from RefSeq and is a predicted model, not a curated record. Gene Ontology annotation, molecular function: cysteine-type endopeptidase activity. Gene Ontology annotation, biological process: vacuolar protein processing. The coding region runs from base 130 to 1599 and encodes 489 amino acids. The transcript is spliced from 10 exons. Lineage: Eukaryota; Viridiplantae; Streptophyta; Magnoliopsida; Rosales; Cannabaceae.